AUGAUCAACAGAACUCUGAUUAGUCUUCGAUUGAAGAACUAUGUCAAUGAUUCGCCAUUCAUUUCCAGUUCCAUGAAGUACCUAAAAGUCAAAAGUUCAAGUUUUGAUCGAUUCUUUUCUUCUUUUGCAAAAGGAUACAUUCAAAAUUCUUUUUAUGAAUCAACUAAGUUUAGUUUAUUCUUAAAAACGCCAUUAGAUGUAUCAGCUACACAGUAUGACGGAUUGAGAGGCCCCAAUUUUAUUAAUUCAACACAGGAUACACUUGAUAUUACGGAUUGUUUAUUUGUUAAGCUUCAAUCAUCAAAACCAAAUCCAUCUGCGAUCGUUUAUUUACCAUUAAAUGCCAACUCUUCGUUGAAUAUAAAGUAUUCUACAUUUUUAUUGUGCAACAGCGAAGGCCCAAGAGGAACAAUAUAUGCAAACUGCUCGGAUUUCUUGUUAUCACAAACAUGCUUUAGAGAAUGUUACUCACAAACUGGUCAGGGAAUAAUUUUACAACUUAAUUCGACAAAUCUUGAAUUUAACUCAUCAAUGAUAACAACAGAGAACGCUUUAAGUUUAACUUCUGAUACUUUACUUGAUAUAAAUACCCAGAAUGCUAGAUUUUCAAAUAUUAAUCUCACAGGAUUGAUUUCUUCUGGUUUUGGCUUCAUUAAGAAUACAGGAUCAUCUUAUAUAUCUAAUUCUGUCUUUAAUAACGUCUCUUCUACUGGUUUUAUUCAAUCACAAUCAAUUGAAUUGUUUAAUGUGUCUUUCAUCAAUAUUUCAUGCAACGAAAGCCUUCUUUUAGGAGAAGGAACUGCAUCUGAUAUUUAUUUUGUCAAUGUUACAACUCCAUCUGCUGUUUCUGGAAAAAUAAAUUUCAAUAAUAUUUAUUCUGAUGGAUCUAUCAAGUUAGAUGAUUAUGUAGAUGUUAUAUCUGCUUCUUUUGAUCAAAUUCCAACGUUCGGACUUGAUUCAAACUCAUGUUUGGGAUAUGAGAUUCGAAACGACGGAUACAACACAACAUGGCACUCUAUAACAUACUCUGUUGCAUAUUCUACAUAUAUCUAUGUUGGAUUCAUCGUAUUACUUGUAAUUGUUUAUUUAAUUUACAGGAAGAAGCUGAAGCAGCCUGUUGAUGCAACUGUUCAGACUGAAUUCAUUUCUGGUAGCGAUUGGGAUGAAAACGAAGGAAUUCGUGAAAUUAUUGAAGAAGUCGACGAAAACGAGGCAAAACCGGCCAAAGAACCUACAAAAGAGUCACCUUUACUCAAUGAUCAACAACAAAAGAUCUAA
Molecule: messenger RNA, 1278 nt
Organism: Trichomonas vaginalis G3
Lineage: Eukaryota; Parabasalia; Trichomonadida; Trichomonadidae
Exons: 1
Coding region: 1-1278 (425 amino acids)
Source: RefSeq, a predicted model, not a curated record